GAGAAAAGGGGCAAAAAGAGCGAGGUGUUGAUCCAUUCCCCCAAUCCCGCACGCCACUCCAUCGAUUCAGCCACGACAAACCCUCGCAAAGACCCAAGAAGAUCCAUUUCUAGCCUUCCUGUGCUUCUGAUUAGUCCCAUUCACCGCAACUCUCCGGAGAUUUCGCUGUUUUUGGUGCCCGUUUCAAAGUUCCCGGCCGAUCUAGGGUUUCUACUCUGUUUUUCUUGGUUUAUUUUGGAAAUUUUUGAAGUGUUUUGCUCGGAAACGUUUGUGAUCUUUGGUGGUUGAUGAAUCUCUCUGCGUGUUUUUAAUUCAAGGUUCGUGUUGAAAUCGCUUAGCUGUGAUACUAGGGUUUUGAGGAAGCGGGAAUUUUUUGGUCGGGGAGAGGUAUCUGUGAGUUUUAAUUCUGUGAGUUUUGAUAGAAAGGUAGGGUUUUGAUGUGGGAUUUGUGGGUUUGAGGAGAGAAUUGGGGGCUUUUGAUUGGAUUGGUGGUUUGGCACGGAAUGUGAAGUAAUGGCACUGAGGGCAUCACCUCUGAAAGCAGCUCAGAUUGCUAUUGAUUCCAUUGGGUUGGGGUACGACAUCAGCGCUGAUCUGAGGCUCAAGUACUGCAAGAAAGAGUGUGCAGAUCCAUGUCUGAUAGAGCUUGAUCACGAUCAGGUCCAGGAUCUGGUUCUUCCCGGUGGCAUAUCGGUUGCAAAUGUUCCCAAGUCCAUCAAAUGUGACAAGGGAGAGAGGAUGCGAUUUAGGUCUGAUGUUCUCUCUUUUCAGCAGAUGUCAGAGCAAUUCAACCAGGAGUUAUCAUUGUCAGGCAAAAUUCCGUCAGGCUUGUUCAAUCAUAUGUUUGAAUUUUCUGGAAGUUGGCAAAAAGAUGCAGCAAACACCAAAUCUCUAGCAUUUGAUGGGUGGUUCAUUACUUUGUAUACCAUAGCUCUAGCAAAGUCCCAGAUUGUGCUUCGUGGUCAUGUCAAGCAAGCUGUUCCAUCAGCGUGGGAUCCAGCAGCUCUGGCCAGAUUUAUUGAAAGAUUUGGCACCCAUGUUAUUGUUGGUAUAAAGAUGGGAGGGAAAGAUGUGAUUUAUAUUAGACAGCAACAUUCAUCGAAUCUCCAACCUGUUGAAGUUCAGAAAAGGUUAAAGGAGAUGGCUGAUAGGAGGUUUCUCGAUGCAAGUGGCCAAUAUGGUGUGAAUUCCGAAGAAGCUCAUGGGAAUGACAAGUUUGAUGCGAGAGAGCAACGCCUAAGAUUCGUUGAAUCCAGUCCAGCAAGCUCCUGCACUACAAAGGAGGAUAUCAGGAGAAUUUUCAAGAGAAGAGGUGGAAAUGAUAACAAGGACUUGUUACAUCAUGAGUGGCUAAACACAGUUCAGUUGGAGCCAGAUGUUAUAUCCAUGUCAUUUGUGCCAAUCACUUCUCUCUUGAAUGGAGUACCAGGCAGUGGCUUCUUAAGUCAUGCCAUCAAUUUAUAUCUCCGCUAUAAACCACCGAUUGAAGAACUCCAUUUAUUUUUGGAAUUCCAAUUACCAAGGCAGUGGGCUCCAGUUUUUAGUGAUCUACCCCUCGGCCCCCAACGAAAGCAACAUAGCAGUGCAUCUCUACAAUUCUCACCCAUGGGCCCCAAGCUUUUUGUCAAUACUGCUGUGGUUGAUGUAGGCAAGAGGCCAGUCACUGGUCUUCGACUGUACCUGGAAGGGAGGAAAAGCAACAAACUGGCAAUCCACCUCCAACAUCUUUCAACCCUUCCUCGAGUCUUCCAGCUCUGUGACGACCCCAGCAGCAGUUAUUCUCGUGAAUCUUAUGAUCGCAAGUAUUAUGAGCCCAUUCAGUGGAGGCAUUUCUCCCACAUUUGCACUGCUCCUGUGGAGUCCGACGAAGACCUUUCCAUUGUCACUGGGGCUCAAUUACAUGUCAGCCACCAUGGCCUCAAGAAAAUCCUCUUCCUUCGCCUCCAUUUCUCCAGUGUCUCCAAUGCUGCAUUGGUUAAGAAUCCAGAGUGGGAUGGAUCUCCAGGCUUGGCUCGCAAAUCAGGCCUCAUCUCAACCCUGAUAAGUACUCAUUUCACUGCCGCCAUUCAAAAACCACCCCCUCGACCUGCAGAUGUCAACAUAAACUCUGCAGUUUACCCCGGCGGUCCUCCUGUUCCAGUGCAAGCGCCAAAACUGCUAAAAUUCAUUGAUACUACCGAGAUGGUAAGAGGCCCGCAGGAUUUGCCCGGUUACUGGGUGGUCUCCGGCGCAAAGCUACAUUUAGAUCGAGGCAAGAUCUCACUUCGCGUUAAGUAUUCAUUGUUGACAGUGUUAUUACCUGAUGAUGAGUUAUAAUAGAGACUCGGAUCAAGGAUUCCGAACCUUCGAGUCAAAAGGCUCUGUUAAGGAUGCAUGAAUUUUCGAAGGUGAAAAGAAAGAACAAAAGACACAGAAUGGUCCACAAUUGGAUUGGCUUUUUAGGAUAGAAUUGGCUUUUUUUGUUUUCAGAUUGUAAGUUGUAUGACCUUAUUUAGAUUUAGAUGACUUGUAUUUCUCACUCUAUUCAGUGUAUCAAUGCAAAGGUUCUGCUGCUGCUGCUGCUGCUUGUGAAGCAACAAAAGUUAGGGUUUUGAGAGAACAGAUAUGAUCCGUUGCUGAGCAAGACCUUCUGGCAAGCUGGAGCUCACUCUUCCCUUUUUUGUCCUUGGUUCAUAUAAAUUUUAUAAAUUUGAACCUUCACUGUACACUUAAAAACUUUUGUUAUAUAUAAAUUUAUGCAGUGUUUUCUUGUCCAAAAA
Dioscorea cayenensis subsp. rotundata (Guinea yam) is the source of this 2759-nucleotide messenger RNA. RefSeq names its product MACPF domain-containing protein At4g24290. Gene Ontology annotation, biological process: plant-type hypersensitive response; regulation of salicylic acid mediated signaling pathway. NCBI's taxonomy places the organism in Eukaryota, Viridiplantae, Streptophyta, Magnoliopsida, Dioscoreales, Dioscoreaceae. The record is from RefSeq and is a predicted model, not a curated record. The transcript has 7 exons. The coding region runs from base 514 to 2316 and encodes 600 amino acids. Gene Ontology annotation, cellular component: plasma membrane.